AAAUGGAGGUGCCCCCGGCCUGGGUUUCAGGGUUUUGCUAUGUAAUUGCGUGUUUUGGAGCUGGAGACGAGGAGGGAAAGCAAGUAGGCUGCGCGUCUUUUUGCUUUUGGAAGGGAUGGAUUUGCAGAAGCAAGAAGAGGAGGAAGACGAGGAUAGCCAGAGAACUGAUCUUCGGAUGGGCGGUGGCGGGCGAGGAGCCGCGAUGCCGGUUCACCACCGGCUGAUCGUUCCCAAGCCGGAGCCGAUGGAGUUCAUUGGGGCGGGGCCGCUACCGUUUCUUAAGCGGCGGCCGGCCGGGCGGAGCAAGGACCGGCAUACCAAGGUGGAGGGCCGCGGGCGGAGGAUCCGCAUGCCGGCCGCUUGCGCUGCGAGGAUCUUUCAACUCACCCGCGAGCUCGGGCACAAGUCGGACGGCGAGACCAUCCGGUGGCUCCUCCAGCACGCCGAGCCCGCCAUCAUCGCCGCCACCGGGACCGGCACCGUACCCGCCAUCGCCACCACCGUCGACGGCACCCUCAAAAUCCCCACCGACGUCUCCUCCUUCUCCGGCUAUACCACCUCCGCCGGAGGUGAAGAGUCCGCCAGGAAAAAGUUACAACCCACGCGGGCAACCGCUGUUGCUGCCAACGGUGGCGGUGUCGCAGCAGUACCGUACUGCUGUCCGGUCGCAGUAACAGACCCGCUACUCCAAGGCGGCGGCGCCAUUUCCAUCUCGACGGGGCUGGCUCCCAUCGCGUCGGUGGGGGCGGCGCCGGCUGGGCUGGUACCGAUGUGGGCGGUGGGGAACACCGUCGGCGGGAGGGUAAUACCUCCCGGAGCUCUCUGGAUGCUACCGCCCUCGUCGGCGAUCGCGGCAGGGCCGUCGACACAGCAGCCGCAGAUAUGGACGUUCCCGACGCCGCCGCAGAUCAUCAACCUCGCAGGUACCGGGCCAGUUCCCGCCGUGUUCCCCGGCAGCGUCCCGGGGUUGAAUCUUGUGGAUGCCCAGCCGCCGCCGGCGGACGGCUCGGCCGCCGUCGGUGGCAAGCGGGGCGGGGACGGGGCCUCGGCCGCCGGGGGGGCGGGGAAGACGCAAGAGUUACAACUGAUGGGAGAGUCGGUGGCGAGCCAGCACGGCCAAGAAGCUGAAGAACAACGGCAGGAGCCGGAGGAAGAAGAAGAGGACGAGGAGCCGCUAUCGGAAUCUAGCCCGGAAGAUUAGGUUUUUCUCUUUCCUUGUUCUUUGUUUCUAUUCUUGGCAAAAAAAAAAAANNAAAAAAACGUUAGUAUUUAGUUCGGUAGAGUGGCGAUGGCCCAUGGACGAUUUUUUUCCCACUUGUAAUCCUAAGCAAUGGUCAAAGUGGGACGCACGAGCGCACGUGAGUAUAUAUCAUCCUAUAUCAUCCUUUUGCUGCCUUUCUAGAGCUCCUGUUUGGGUUUCCGGAUGGUGGUCCCCACUGGCGGAGCCACCAACUAUCCAUCACGUGAUUGGGUUGGCAACGGGACCCAAGGAAGGGUAGGUGGCAACCGAGCAGUGAACCCCAUCCUGAGGGUGUACGCGUCCUGUGAGAGCCGCAAGUGUUUUGGUGGGUGGGUGGGGACCGAGUCGACACGUGGACCGGGGUAGACGUGGGGACACCGAAUAUUCGCUUGGUGGAUUCCGUCUGCUGGUGGGGCUUCUCGGGAUGAGAAGCUUGGGAUGGUGCAUAUUAUUAUGAUGUAUUAAAUGCUAACUUUUUUUACUCUAGGAAUUAAUGUUUUAAUUAAUUCUCUCA
This is a messenger RNA of Elaeis guineensis (African oil palm), 1754 nucleotides long. RefSeq names its product transcription factor PCF2. Gene Ontology annotation, molecular function: DNA-binding transcription factor activity; sequence-specific DNA binding. The record is from RefSeq and is a predicted model, not a curated record. Gene Ontology annotation, cellular component: nucleus. Lineage: Eukaryota; Viridiplantae; Streptophyta; Magnoliopsida; Arecales; Arecaceae.